CUCACUGAGCCGGGCGGCCCUGGGCAGUCACUCAGCUGCUGGUCUCGUUGUCGCGGUGCCCUGCUACGGCGCGGCGCUGCUUAGCUGAUCCCACCGGGCGCGGCGCAGGCUCCACGGAGCUUUGUGUCCGCACUAUGGGAGCGAACCGGGCUCCGGCUGCCAUGGGGGCAGGCCGGUGCGGGGGUUGGGCUUAAGGCGUCGGGAAGGCAGAGGGCGGGGGGGUUGUGUGCUCUCCGAGGGGACGAGUAGGCAGUGGCGGCAGGGAGAGAAGAUCUGGUCGGGCGUCUGCAGCCAUCGGCACCCGAGUUCCCCUCCGCCUAUCCGGCCGCGCCACAGAAUCUGCGGGCGUGAACACCAUGGCCAGCGAGAUCGACAACUUGAACAGCCACGAAGCGCUGACGGUAUGCGAGGCGUUGGGGCGCUAUGAAGACACGCUGCGGGGCGCUGUCCGGGAGAUCCACGUGGACAUUCAGGUGUUCAAGCAAGGCGUGAGCCGGCAGGUGGAUGAGGUGCUGCGCAUCGCUAGCCCCCUGGCACGCACAGUCUCAGAGCUGCAGCUGGAGAACCAGCGCCUGCGGGUGCAGCUGGAGCGUCUGGCUCGGCAGGUGGAGGCCCUGAGCCGGUCGGCGGGGCUGCCGCAAGAGUGGCAGGAUGAGGCAGAGAGGAGCCCUCCAGCUGUGGAACCCAGCUCUCCAGUGCCGGCUUUUUCCGGAGACAGGUUCUCCACCCUUGCGAAGCUAGCCGUGUCUGGUCGGAGCCAAAGUGUAGACCUGGAUGACCACCACAAACCUGAGUUUAGAAGAGUUUUUAGUUCUUCCAUCAUUGAAAAUGGGCAUCAGUCUUCAUCAGGUCAGACAAAAGUCUCCCAUGAGCUGACCUCUUCUUACAUGUCAGACUCUUCCCCUGAGGCCCAUGCUCCUGCAAUGACCUUACAGAUGCCCCACCUUCCUGUUACUGCAGUAACCAGAAUAUCAGAGAAGUUUUCAGGAGAAAGCGUCCAUUCAGCAGGAACAACUAACGCAUCCACUUGCCUGCUCAGACAAAACCAGAGCAAAAAUGAGAUGGCACUGAAAACUUCCAACCAGUCAGUGAAUGCCACAUCUGUCACUAAGCCUGUCUCUACUGGAAGCUAUGAGGCGAGCAGUGGAAACAAAACUGGUGAAAGUGCAACUGACAGUUACUGUGAUGUGACACCCAAGCCUCACUCCUCUCCUCCUACUAUACAUCGCCAAGUUGAAAGGAGGCGAGAACUGGUGCGGUCUCAGACGCUUCCACGAACUACAGGAACACAGUCCAGGAAAGCACUUUUUGAGAAAUUUGAGCAAGAGAGUGGAAAAGGAAAAGGACAAUCCAGAGCUAAACUGAAGAGAUCACAGAGUUUUGGUGUUGCCAGCGCUAGCAGCAUUAAACAAAUUUUAUUAGACUGGUGUCGCUCAAAAACCAUAGGAUACAAGCACAUUGAUCUCCAGAACUUCUCCUCAAGCUGGAACGAUGGGAUGGCAUUCUGUGCUCUUGUACAUUCUUUCUUUCCUGAAACUUUUGAUUAUAAUAAGCUUGAUCCAGCUAACCGCAAGCAGAACUUUGAGCUGGCUUUCACCAUGGCUGAGAAAAUGGCUCACUGCGAUCGUCUGAUAGAAGUGGAUGACAUGAUGAUGAUGGGCCACAAGCCAGAUCCCAUGUGUGUCUUCACCUAUGUCCAAUCUCUGUACAAUCAUCUACGACGCUUUGAAUAAAACCAUCACCACCUCUCCAGCCAGACGGGUCAAGUAUAGUAUUCUAAUAGGAAGACUGAUAUUUUGCAAAUAGAACACUGUUAGUUCCUGCAAGCAUGUGGACAGUAAAAAGCAUUCAAUUGUAUUUGCUGACUGAAGUGUUGCUGAGCAGUGCUUAUGUACUUUUGGUGCUAAUAGUAGGUUGAAUUUUUAAUAUUCUUUUAAAGAUUACAGGAAGCUAAAUUUUAGGUCCUGACUCUGUCAGAAUCAUGGAAUGGCUUGGGUUGGAAGGGACCUUAAAGAUCGUCUAGUUCUAGCCCCACUGCUGUGGGCAGAGUGGCCACUCACUAGAUCAGGUUGCACAAAGCUCCAUCCAGCCUGGUCUUGGAUGCUUCCAGGAAUGGGGCAUCCACAACUUAUCUGGGCAACCUGUUCCAGUACCUUGCCAUCUUCAUAGUAAUUUCUGCCUAAUAUCUAAUCUAAAUCUCUAUCCUCUUUCAGUUUAAAGCUGUUACUCCUUGUCCUGUUGCUACAUUACUGGGCUAGAGACAGUUUCAUAUGCUGACAAGUAAUUCUGCUAUGAAGAUGUUCCCUCCUAAAAAUACAAGUAAAACUCUAGGAUACAGCAACUUCACUUCCACUUCUUUGCUCAGCAUGCCACAAAAGUAAUAGCAGACAGACAAGAAAAAUCCUGUUUAGCAAAUUUAGCAAUAUUACCCCUCCACCGUCCCCAUCCCAAUUCAGCAAACAUGUGUGCGCGCACACACACACACACGUUAAAUAGGCACAGUUCUAAACUCUGGAGAGCAAUGGUCCAGCGUAGACAGGAAUGAAGCCUUUACAACUUGUUCAGUCCUCAUGUUGUCUCUAAUGUGGCCAGGCAGUGUUCCAAAAGAAGUGUAAAAGAUGUGGGAAUUCUAAAAUGCCUUGGGCUGGUAUCUGGUUUCAAUUACAUUAAUGUUAAAUCAACAAUGUCUCCAUUACCUACAGUGGGUUUACACCAGAAUUGCUGGACAAAAAGUUCGUGUUUUAUCUUUUCUGAUUUUCUGUUUGCUAAAUCAACACAGCUUUGUUUUCACAUUGAACACUGAAAACAAAAACACUAAACAAGCACAUCUUUUUUUCUAGAGCCUUUUAACUUAUUUCUUUCCUAAGAAUAGUCUAUAUAAAGUAGGCACUGCCAGCCACGAGCCCUCUACUCGUGCUAGAGAAUGGGUUUUUAACCUGUAUUUAUUUGUGCUCUUUGUAGAUAGUUAUAAAGGUGUCUUUGGCUCUGUGUUGAUGACCAUUUAUAAUAAAAUAUAUUAAGUGUUCUUUAGAAUUACUGUUUCUCUAUUGAAGGAUUUUAUUUCAUCCUUCCUUUCUAGUGAAGUUUACUUAAGAAACCAUGAAAGAAGCAACCACUUUAUUAGCUGUCUGAAAAGAAAAAAAGCAUGCCAAGGUAGAGUAUAAGCUAACUGCUGAAGAGCUGGAUCACCCAGAUCUCUUUGAAGUGUUUCUAGCCUGUUUCUAUAACACGUUGGAAACAGCUUGAAAGAUUGUUUUAAAUGCACAUCUUAAUAUGUAUCUGAAAGAUAUUUGAUCAAACUAGCAGUAAUCCCAGUUACUGCUAAUACAGGUUUAGUGCAAGUAGACGGAGGUCAGGCAGGUCGUUUGUAAUGUGUCUGCCAUUGUCUUCAGUUUUUAACUUUUUUUUUUAAUGACCAUAGUUCUGAUGAAUAAAUGUGUAUCUGUUGUUCCAACAAACGCUCUGUAAAAAUGAACAAACUGUAGUUGUUUUUUGGAGAAGUGAUCAAAUUAGGCACAAUGAGAAAUCAGUGUGCAGUAGGCAUGUGAUGUGCAUAUUUCCAUUCUUAUAUCAGAAUACUUUUCAUUGACUAGCAGAGCCAAGUUCCACUGCAGCUACAACAUGAGAGGCAGUCGCAGCUUUAUACAUUUAAUUUGUUCACAGUCCCGGGUCAUGAAUGAUUUUCCUGUGUGAUCUGAGCGCUAAAGACACAGGUAAGUGCUUGGCCAAUUUUGGCCUUGUAGCAAAUAAUUAUAAAAAAGGAAAUUCUAGGCAGUAGAAGUUUUGCCAAUUCACUAAGAGGAAUUAACAUUUUUGCUACAAUUUAGCUUGCUCACAUCUACCUAAAAGCUAUUUGCACAGUUUCCAAAAUUCCUCCCACUUUAAAGAGAUAAUCAUAAAGAUAUCUUGCCAGCUGGAGAGUAGAAGACUAUAAGCUGUUUUUAAUUCCUGAUGGUUUGUAUAUAAGGACAUGAUAGAGAUGGUAUUAUCAGAUAGUUUUAGAAAAGUACAGUGCAUUAAAGUGCAUUAAGAGAAUGCCUGAUCCAUAAUGGAUGAGAUUGUAUGAUUAAAUUAAAUAAUGUAUGUAAAGUAUGCCCCAAUGUUUUUUUAGUGUUUUUAGUUAAAAAUAAUACAGUGUGUAUGAAUAUGAUGGUAAAUGUAUUUAACAUGAAUGAUAAAAAGGAGAACAAUAUAUUAAGUCAGGAUAUUGUAUUUUACACGGAUAGAGUGUGUCUUGGAUUUUUUUUUUUAUGCAGUUUCUGCACAGUAUCUAAAAUUCGGUACUAUCUCAGGUAGUUUAUUGGCAUCUUUAUCCUACUUUUAAAGGAUAGAUCAAUUUGUUCUGUGUCAGAUUUUCAAAAUAAUCCUAGCAGAGCCAUUACCUACUGUUUAGGUGAUGAUAUUUUUUUCUUAUAGCUGAUAAAACUUUCACAACCCAAACACUUCCAGCUUCUAAACACGCUUUUUUCUCUUUAGUCAGUGGUUUUGUUUACAAGCCAUUUCUGAGCAGUUUUGCCUUAGAACAUAGCACUGACAUAAACUACGUGCUUAAUCUACAGGAGCUUCGAGUAAUUCUGUUCUCAAAAAGCAAUGCAAGUGACUCUCCAUCUUACUGUACUAACCAUAUAUGAAAUUAAUGACAAAGACAAAAGUGUCUUCAGUGUUAAAGGUGCACACUGAAAUCUAAGUAAUGCAAGCAUUUUCAUAGGCCAUAGUUCACUGCCACUGUCUAUUUGAUUUUCACUUUUGAAAAAGUGUUUCCAUAGGUGACUUUCAAGUAGUCAAAUCUACUGACCCAUCAUGAGGGCACUGCAUCUGCUACAAAUAGUUAUUAUUACAGUAACAUUAAAAGGGUAGCCCAAGCAAGUCCAAGAAAUCUGUCCCAAACUGUCACUGGCAGAGAUUUUAGACUUGUUGAGAGUCUACAGUGUCUCUGCCUCUAAAAAUCCUGGCUUCUGACAAGGUCUUGUCAACAUAAAUUAAAUGGCAACUGCCAUUAAAUCAGAAUUCAUAACAUAAGACAGAAAGUGAUAGAAGGGGAGGAAAUAUUCUAUGAACCUAAAAGAUUCUUGUUUUAUUGAGCAACGCAGCAAGAAAGUUCUGAUUAGCCUACACAUUCUGGACUGAGAGAGGAAAUACAGAUAACGUUCCCACUUCCUCUUUAUCUGCAUUCUGGUUUUGAUGCUGUCCAAUGGAGCACUGCCACGAAUGCUGACUGUGCAAGCAGCAGCACCAAAUGCAGCAGUGAUAACUGGGAUCAUCAUCUGAUCAAGCAUGGAUGGAAGUAGGGAGGGGACUGGGAUAAGGCCCUAGGGAAGAAUAUUUGCGAACUUAAACUUUUUAGGGAAAAAAAUGUUCACUUUGAGAGCUUUUCCUCACUUCUAGUUUGUUAGUGUUACCUCAGUGUUUGCCAAUGAUGAAACAUCAGUAAUGCUUUUAUACAGGGAAACUGAACUCUCACACUGUCAAAUGUUUAGCUGGUUUUUAAAAGUAUACUUAAGCUGCCAUUCCAACUGCUGAUUUUGCCUCAAUAUCAAUUGCAAAAGAAGUUAUCACAAAACAAACGAAUAGCCUGGCCUGAACCUUAGAGACAGGACCUGUCAGCCCCUGUUCUAUUCUACGUAAAGCUGUGAAAGAUUGCGUCAUUUAAAAUUUGUUCGUGAUUCAAAUAAGGUUUAAGAAGGACAAAAAUCAGGCUGCAUUCUAUAAUUCCCAAGAAGAAAGUGCCUUCUUAUGUCCACAGACACAUGUUACAUAGAGAAUAAUAUAUAAUAAAUUUGAUUUGUUCUAAGAAAUAAUGCAAAGGUCAGAGUCAUGGUGACAGAGAACUGCUGCCAUCAUCACAGUUUUAUUCCUAAUUCCACCAUUUCUAAGGCAUGAAAUGGUGAUGGGGUGAUACCUGUGAUUAAAGACUAAUAUUGUGAAGCAAAUGCAGUACUUCGCUUUUGGCCAGGGAAUAGGCUACAGUAAUCAAGAUAAUAUAAUCAAUAAUACUUUUUACAUAAUAGUACAGAUUUGCAAUACUAAAUAGCAUUUUUAGUAAGAGGUAAAACACAUCUUUGAAGUAGAAUACACAAACUCAUCAUGAGGCUCUGUAGCUGAAUACCACAUUCAUUCAUCUUUCCUCUCAUCGCUACAAGUUAGUUUCAGCUAAAUAACCAGCUAGUCUCACGCUUUAUCCAAAUUCCAGUAAAAUGUGAAAAAGCAAAAAAAAAAAAAAAAAAAAAAAAAAACCACCAAAAAACCUUUAGUCAUCUUCAACAUGCAUGGGUCUAUGAAUAAAGACUAUCCAGCAAGCAUUUAUUGUUAUUGGUAAUAAAUUCAUAUAAUGUUAUAAAAUUCAUUCCAUAAAUCUGGGCUUUUUAAUCAUAUCUACUAGACAGGUCAAUUUACCUGACAUCAUAUUUUGGAAUAGAACCAUACAUCAAGACACCAUGAUCUUGGAUGGUUAACUUGACACAGUGGCCUGCAAGGCAGUUUACAGACUUCAGUCAACUUUUUUUCAUCGGAUUUAUAAAGCAUUAGAACAGCACACUAAGCACAUAGUUUGAUAUUUCAACUGCGCUGGAAUUGGUUUUGAGUUUUGUCUGUCUCUGUACUGAUGUGCUGUUAAAUUCAUUUGCAACUGCUUUUUGUUGUUGGUGGUGGUGGUUUGUUUUUACAUAUGUGGGAAUUUUGAUGUAGUUUUCAGUACACCCAGCAGUGCCAUCUACACAGAUCACAGUGGAAAGCAUUGUGCAGAUCUUAGCACUCUGUACAUCAGGAAAUACCCAGACAGCAGCUGCUGCGCCGCACCACCUUUCUGUGGGGAUGUGAUGGUGAAGAGAAAAGAUGGUCCUGCGGCAUUUAAUUCAAAUUGAAACAAACAUUAAAAUAUUCCUUUGUGAA
This is a messenger RNA of Numida meleagris (helmeted guineafowl), 6888 nucleotides long. RefSeq names its product smoothelin like 2 (gene SMTNL2). Gene Ontology annotation, biological process: positive regulation of vasoconstriction; actin cytoskeleton organization. NCBI's taxonomy places the organism in Eukaryota, Metazoa, Chordata, Aves, Galliformes, Numididae. The record is from RefSeq and is a predicted model, not a curated record. Bases 357 to 1733 code for a protein of 458 amino acids. The transcript is spliced from 8 exons. Gene Ontology annotation, molecular function: tropomyosin binding; protein phosphatase 1 binding. Gene Ontology annotation, cellular component: filamentous actin; microtubule organizing center; I band.